This is a messenger RNA of Fomitopsis serialis, 2802 nucleotides long. RefSeq names its product glutaminyl-tRNA synthetase. Gene Ontology annotation, biological process: translation; glutaminyl-tRNA aminoacylation. Lineage: Eukaryota; Fungi; Basidiomycota; Agaricomycetes; Polyporales; Fomitopsidaceae. The coding region runs from base 133 to 2664 and encodes 843 amino acids. Gene Ontology annotation, molecular function: glutamine-tRNA ligase activity; ATP binding. Gene Ontology annotation, cellular component: cytosol; cytoplasm. The record is from RefSeq and is a predicted model, not a curated record. The transcript is spliced from 6 exons.
GUACGGUGCUUCAUCUGAGCUUCAGUCUUGCUUCACUCCUCCAUAUACUCGCCUUUCCAGUUACAAGAGUUCUAGAGUCUUUCAAAGGACUUCGCAGACCAGGGUUAAGCAGAACUCCUGACGCACACAACCAUGGCUCCUAAGGGAGACAGCCCCGAGACCGUUGAGCUCGUUGAGCUCUUCAAGUCCAUUGGUCUCACUCAGUCCAAGGCCGCCGAGGCCGCCAAAUCCGCGAAGAGUGCCGCUGUACUGAAGGAGAUCAUAGAGACGAAUGAUCUUCCCAGCAAGCAGAUCGAGGAGAAACAGGCCGUACUCCUAGCAAGCCUCGCCGUGCAGGGUUCGAAGCUAGCAGAGCGCGAACGCGAGUAUGCUGUGACGGCGAUCCUCGAUGGAAGACUGAAAACAACAGACCAGGUGUCAGUUGCGACAAAAUACCUGGAGUCUCAUACUCUGCCAAUCGAUGGCGCUGACUUCGACAAGAAUUGCGGCGUAGGCUUCAGCGUCACCCCCGAGCAACUCGCAGCGCAGGUGACAGACUACCUCACGUCCAGUGCUGUGACUGGAUGGGCCAACCUGGGAGCUACCAUCGGCGCUCUUAAGAACACGGACUUGCGCUGGGCGAAUCCGCUUGAGCUGAAGAACGCGAUAGAGAAGGGGUUCCUGGAGAAGUUUGGGCCAAAGGAGGCAGCCAAGCCGAAGGGCAAGGAGCCAAAGAAAGAGGCUCCCGCAAAAGCUGCUGCCGCAUCGACCGCGACCGCCUCUGCAUCAGCUACGUCUUCCAAGACCGUCUUCUCCGAGGGCUUCCUUGGGCGACUCCACAAAGUCGGCGAUAACCCUCAGACCCACCCGCAUCUGCGUGAACACCAUGUUGCCGCAACAGGUGGUCUUGUACAUACCCGAUUCCCGCCAGAGCCUAACGGCUUCCUGCACAUCGGGCACUCCAAGGCAAUCUUCGUCAACUUUGGGUAUGCGGCGUACCAUGGAGGUCGCUGUUACCUCCGGUUCGACGACACCAACCCAGAGGCGGAGGAGGGGCGGUACUUCGAGAGCAUCCUGGAGACGGUCCGAUGGCUUGGCUAUGAGCCGUGGAAGAUCACGUACUCGAGCGACUAUUUCGACAACCUUCACGAGUUUGCCAUUGAGCUGAUCAAGAGGGACAAGGGAUACGUGUGCCAUUGUACAGCGGAGGAGAUCUAUGCAAACCGUGGAGGCGACAACUACGGCCCGCGGAUAGCGUGCGCACAUCGCACACGACCGAUCGAAGAGUCCCUGGCCGAGUUUCAGAAGAUGAAGGAUGGCUUCUACAAACCUGGCCAGGCAAUUCUUCGAAUGAAGCAAGAUCUGGAGUCGGGAAACACGAUGAUGUGGGAUCUGGUUGCGUACCGAGUGCUCAACUCACCACAUCACCGAACACAUGACAAAUGGAAGAUCUACCCGACAUACGACUUCACCCACUGUCUGUGCGAUAGCUUCGAGAACAUCACACAUUCCCUCUGCACAACAGAGUUCAUUUCGUCGCGCGAGUCCUACGAAUGGCUGUGCGAUGCCCUGGAAGUGUACAAGCCCCGUCAAUCCGAGUACGGCCGACUCAACGUCACGGGCACCAUCAUGUCAAAACGCAAGAUCCUCCGGCUCGUCAAGGAGAAGUACGUUCUCGACUGGGAUGAUCCUCGCCUGUACACUCUCAUCGCGUUGCGGCGUCGCGGUAUCCCUCCAGGGGCGAUCAUUUCCUUCGUCAGCUCGCUCGGUGUGUCCACAGCGACCUCGAAUAUCCAGGUCGUCCGGUUCGAGCAGACGGUCAGACAGUACCUCGAGAGCACUGCACCGCGACUGCUCAUGGUCCUCCGACCACUCAAAGUCACGAUAGAGAACGUGCCCGAGGACUACCUCGUCUGGCUGGAGAAGCCCUUGCACCCGAAGGUGCCCGAGCUGGGGUCGUCAAAAGUACCCUUUACGCGUACCAUCUACAUUGAUGCAGACGACUUCCGGCUCGAGGAUUCCAAGGACUACUUCAGGCUCGCUCCAGGAAAGACUGUCGGCCUCUUCCAGGCGCCUCACCCGAUCACUUGCACAUCGUACAAGACGGAUCCCACAACGGGCGCAGUCACCGAGCUCGUUUGCCGUCUCGAGGAUGGCGAGGGAGCAGGGAAGAAGCCGAAGGCGUUCAUCCAGUGGGUCGCGGAGCACGCGCCGUCCGGCAGCCCCGUGCGCGUGGAUGAGACGCGGAUCUUCUACCAGCUGUUCAAGAGCGACAACCCGGCUGCGGCUAUCCCCGACUUCACAGCGGACAUCAACCCAGAUAGCCUUGAAGUCGUCAAGGGGGCGAUGGUCGAGGUGGGCUUCUGGCGGCUGGCGAAGCAAGCGUACUCCGACGCGAGGAAAGACAGCAAGGCGCGGACGGACGAGGCGCUGAAGGCCGCUGCCAAGAGCGAGGGCCCGGCGGCAGCGGACGAUGACACGCCGAAGGCAACGAGUGAGCAGCUGGUCGGGAAGGAGUGCAUACGGUUCCAGGGUCUGCGGGUGGCGUACUUUGCCACUGACAAGGACGCGAGGCUGGCGUGUCUGGAGGAAGCGGAAGGUGUGGAGCCUGUACGGAAGGAGGGCGACUACAUUGUGCUAAACCGCAUCGUGAGCCUGAAGGAGGACUCGGGGAAGGCAGCGUAGAUGGAAGCACAUCACAAGAAGUCUCAUGUACUAUACCUACUCUACUAAAGACUAAACCCAUAUUGUAGCAAUCAGCUCAAAGUGUUCGUGCGAUGUAUGGUACUUUCGUGACGAUGUGCGCGGGCCGAUUCAGCCGAC